Molecule: messenger RNA, 1332 nt
Organism: Schizosaccharomyces osmophilus
Lineage: Eukaryota; Fungi; Ascomycota; Schizosaccharomycetes; Schizosaccharomycetales; Schizosaccharomycetaceae
Gene: mae1
Product: plasma membrane malate/succinate:proton symporter Mae1
Exons: 1
Coding region: 1-1332 (443 amino acids)
Biological process (GO): malate transmembrane transport
Cellular component (GO): membrane
Molecular function (GO): malate transmembrane transporter activity
Source: RefSeq, a predicted model, not a curated record
AUGGGUAGAAUCACGGAAAUCCUUACGAACCGCUACCAUGAACUUGUAGAUUGGCGAGCAAAAAGCCCUCACAUUCCUUUUGUUCAACGUCUGCGCCAUUUCACUUGGAGUUGGUUUGCUGUUACAAUGGCAACUGGUGGUAUUGGCCUAGUCAUUGGUACGCUUCCCUACAGAUUUUAUGGACUAAACACCAUUGGUAAAAUUGUAUACAUCUUAGAUAUCUUUCUCUUGGCCCUGUUUUGUAGCCUCAUGAUUGCUCGAUUCAUAAUAUACCAUGAUACUUUUAUGGGUUCAUGGAGACAUUUCCAGGAAAAAUUCUUCAUAGCUACUUGUCUGUUAUCCUUUUCAACAUUCAUUGACAUGUUUGCUGUUUAUGCUAAACCGUCCACGGGAGAAUGGAUGGUAUGGGUAAUUCGUAUUUACUAUUACAUUUAUAUCGCCGUUACCUUUUUAUACGGGAUAUUUGCUUACUAUACCGUGUUUCGGGAUCAUGUGUUCACCUUGGAAACCGCUGCUCCUUCUUGGAUUUUACCAAUUUUCCCAUGUAUGAUUGGCGGUGUUAUCGCAGGCGCUGUUCUUACUACGCAGCCGUCGCCUCAAAUGAAAAACAUGGUGAUUGUCGGUAUCAUGUUUCAAGGUCUCGGUUUCUGGGUAUACCUCAUGACUUUUUCUGUCAUGCUGCUUCGUUUGUUCACUGUUGGAUUCCCGGCUGCAAGCGAGAGGCCCGCCAUGUUUAUCCUUACAGGUCCUCCUGGUUUCACAGGUUUGGCCUUAAUUAACUUGGCCCGCGGUGCCGUUGCUACCCGUCCGAAUAUCUUUAGAAGUCCCCACUCGUCAGAAUAUUUUGAGUUUGUUAGUACUUUUUUGGCUAUUUUCAUCUGGGGCCUCGGUGCUUGGAUCUGGUGUCUUUGUUUGGUUACUUUGCUCGCUGGAAUAUUUAGUCAUGCUCCUAUGAAAUUUAGUAAUACUUGGUUUGCUUUGAUUUUCUCAAACGUCGGUUUCGUUAUCUUGACAUGCCGAAUCGGAGAAGAGAUUGAUUCCAAGGCGUUUACACUAUUUGGUCACAUUAUUUCCGUUGCUUUAUGUAUCGUAUGGCUCAUAUUAAUGUAUUUGAUGAUUCGUGCUUUCCUUGUAAACGAUAUCAUGUAUCCAGGGAAAGACGAAGACGCAAAGAAACCAGCUGAGACCAGAACAAUGGCUGUGGAACCGGAAAGGUUUGGAAUUCCCAAGGAUUUAUCUGAGCAUGAGCUGGACCUUGCAUCUGCAAAUCGUCACGCUACAGAAGAUCAUCGUGAUCAAGAGCCUCCUACUGUUGCUACUACUCGGCAAUAA